Molecule: messenger RNA, 2987 nt
Organism: Neodiprion virginianus
Lineage: Eukaryota; Metazoa; Arthropoda; Insecta; Hymenoptera; Diprionidae
Gene: Ctl2
Product: choline transporter-like 2
Exons: 8
Coding region: 72-2213 (713 amino acids)
Biological process (GO): transmembrane transport
Cellular component (GO): membrane
Molecular function (GO): transmembrane transporter activity
Source: RefSeq, a predicted model, not a curated record
UAUAUAAGUACUUAAAGUCAGAGUGAUAACGUCUAUUUAAAGAACCAAAGUGCAAACAAUGGUCGACAAACAUGAGAGUUUUGUGUGAGUUACCAAAAAAGGAUUAUGCCAAACCGAACGAUCCACAACUGUUUUCAAAUUUUUCAACAAGCAACUUCUGCGAUAGUUUUGAGCACUAUGCUUGUAACUCAAAAACUUCUUUAAUUUCUAUUGUAAAAUGUAAGCAGUACCGUCUCUAUCGAUACUUUCCCAUUCCAGGUGAUAGGAUGCAGUUCGAUCCAAAAUAUCGAGGACCUCUAAAGGGCAGAUCAUGUACAGAUUGCUUUUGCUUGAUUAUCUUCUCAGCAUUUGUGGUAGGAUGGGCGGUAAUUGGAUAUUACGCUUAUACUUAUGGAGAUAUAGAUACGUUAGUAUACCCAACUGAUAGUGAAGGAAGGAUAUGCGGUAGGCAUAAAGAUGUCGAGGACAGACCAUAUUUGGUAUUUUUUGAUCUGACAAAAUGUGUAGCGGUCACGUCUGUGACCCAAGGAUGCGAUACGCCGCAGGUAUGCGUGCCGGAGUGUCCGACAGAUAAUUUUGUGUGGCAGUUGAAUUCGUCAAUUUUGGCAAAUAACUUGACCGCAUUAAGAACCGCAAUGAUAUGCAAGACUGGAAUUGAAGUGGAUACAGCGACGGCAGACCAGCUUGCUACCUACGUUUCAAACGACGUGUGUGCUCAGUGGUAUCUGACCAGUACUUCUGUAACUGGUCGUUGUAUUCCAAACGGAAUUCCGGAACUGUUUGUCAAUUAUACAAUGACUGUAGCUGACCUAGAAGAAGCAUCCACAUAUAUCGAGUUACUGGUUCAGGUCGAAAUAAUUGUACUAAAUAUCUACCACGAUAUCAUAGCAACUGGAUGGACCAUUGCAUCGAUCCUUGGUAUCAGUGCCGCCAUAAGUCUGAUCUACAUAAUAUUACUGCGCUGGUUGGCCACUCCGGUUAUUUUCCUAUCAAUCAUCGGGCUCUGCUUGCUACUUGGAUAUAGCACUUACCAAUUUUACGAACUAUAUACAGCCGAAGAGUCUACUUUUUGGUUGGUUCUUACAAUAAUCUGUGGCAUAAUCUUAGCUAUAGUUCUGCUGAUAGCAAUCUGUCUGCGCAAUAGAAUACGACUUGCUUGUAAACUGAUUGGAGAAGCUAGCAAAGCAGUAUCCAGCACUACUUCAACACUAAUCUUCCCGGUUGUUCCGUGGGUGGUAGAAAUUCUAUUGGUAGUAUACGCGAUACUCGCCGCCACAUACUUGGUAUCGAUAAAAGUACAGACCUACUCUGUGAAACUUGGCGGCAACUGUUCUUGUCCUGAAGAUCUCGGUUAUACUAACGGUACGACUUGUGACCAGACAACGUUCAACAGCAGUUGCACAGAAAAUGGUGAUUACUGUAUAUCUGGCGGAUGUUACUUGAACACCACAAGCAGACCAUGGUUCUCAAAUUACUUGCACGCCUACAACGUCGUUGCAGUAUUAUGGUUGGUUUUCUUUGCCACAGCCUUUGGAGAAAUGGCAUUGGCUGGAACUUUUGCUACCUGGUACUGGACCUUCAAAAAGUCCAAAGUACCUUUUUUCACACUAACCAGCAGCUGCUGGCGAACACUCAGAUAUCACCUGGGCACCUUGGCAGUUGGAUCUCUAAUCAUAACAAUUUGCCGGUUGAUAAGAUGGGUGUUGGAAUGGAUCGAUGUAAAGCUGAAGCAAUACGACAAUGAAGUUGUAAGAUUCCUUGUAAAAUGCAUGAAAUGUUGCUUCUGGUUGCUGGAGAAGUUCCUUAAGUUCAUCAAUAGAAAUGCGUACAUAAUGUGUGCAGUACAUGGAAAAGGUUUUUGCGCCUCAGCAAAAAGCGCCUUUAAUCUACUUAUGAGAAAUAUUUUGCGAGUCUUCGUCCUCGACAAGAUUACAGAUUUGCUGCUUCUGAUAGGAAAGGUAUUAGUCACUGGUGGUAUGGCUUGGGGAACCUGGUGGUACACGAAAAAUUAUUUGGUUGUCACUUACUGGUACGUCCCAGUGGUCCUGGUUGGCGUAGGAACCUACUUAGUAGCGUCGGUAUUCUUUAGUGUAUAUUCUACAGCAGUUGACACUCUGUUUCUCUGCUUCCUUGAGGACUGCGAACGCAAUGACGGAACACCUGAAAAGCCUUACUACAUGAACAAAGGUCUGCUGAAGAUUUUACGUAAAUAAUAGAUCACAAUUUCUGUACUUUUAAUUGAAAAACAACAAGUCCCAAAUUGGAGGAGAACAAUUUUCAUUAUUGCUGUCCCCUAUUUAUUAAAUUUGAAAAAAAAAAACGCGUUCCUGCGAAUUAUUGCGAUUUAGCUUUUAAAAUCCAACUGACUUAUUAUAAGUAUGUGUAUAAGCCAUAUGUGUAUACAUAAACAGUGUUACGAUGUCAGAGAUACAAUUUUAUAGUGCUGAGAAAAAAAAUACGAAUUGCAUUAGUGACAAUUUAUAAUGUGCUGUAAAUAAAAAAUUACCUACCUUCCAAUUGUUGUCUGCAGUCAGUCACACGGAGAAUUUCAACUAUUGACUGCACUACCCCGUAGCGGUUUUUGAAUGUAUUAAUAACAGACGCACCUGAGCUGACCACAUUUUAUUAACCAGAUUAAAAUGCCAUUAAAUAAAUAUUAGGCUACUGCCUUAAAAAAAAAGUUCACGCCUCUACGCGUUAAUAUUUCUGAACAUUUGAGGAACGGCUAAUUCGAUUAUAAGACUCAAGUUUAUAUAAUUGUAUAUAAUAAAUAAUAAUCAUUGUUAAAUUUUUGCCAACAACAAAAAUAGCGCAUCUCUUGAUCACGUUGGAUUGCUAGAUAAAUGGAAUAGGCGUGUUAUAAAUACUGAUAGCAAGAAUACAGUUUUCGAAAUAACAGUUUCUAUAUAGUAUAUAGCAUAUAUUCAGAAUAAUUAUGACGCAGAAGCAUAUGGAUAACCGCGAGCUAAAAAUUAUGAAUCUACUUA